Molecule: messenger RNA, 1454 nt
Organism: Paramecium octaurelia
Lineage: Eukaryota; Ciliophora; Oligohymenophorea; Peniculida; Parameciidae
Source: the annotation of a GenBank genome assembly
AUGGGAAAUUGUAAUAACAGCAAAGAUGUAAAUUUUGAUGAUGUUUCAUGUAAUCAUAAUCACAUUAUGUCUAGUGCCCUCCAAAAAUGAUUUUCAUAUGCUCUUUGUUAUUGGCAGAGGAGGAUUUGGAAGAGUUUGGAAGGCCGAGAAUAAAAAGUCAAAAUAAUUAUACGCUAUUAAAGAGAUGAGCAAAUGCAAGUAUGUACUAUACUAAUCUUAAGGAUUGUAAACAAAAAGAGCGUCAGUUCUGUGAUGAAUGAAAAAUAUCUGCUAUGUAAUUUAAGACACCCGUAAUAAAUAUGACUAAAUAGAUUUUUAGUUAAUAUGCAUGCCUCGUUUUAGGACAGAGAAAAUUUGUACUUGGUAAUGGACUUGAUGCAAGGAGGCGAUCUAAGAUACCACUUGUGUAAGCAGAAAAGAUUUACUGAAAAACAAACAAGUACAUAUUUAGAAUCUAUCCCAAGAGUUCUUCAUAGUUUGUCUAUUGUUAGCCUUGGAUUAUCUGCACACAAAUACAAUCUUACAUAGGGACGUCAAACCCGAGAAUUUGGUCUUCGAUAGAAAUGGUUAUAAUUCAAAUUCUAAAUUAGGUUAUCUAAGACUAACAGAUUUGGGUAUAGCCAGAAUCUGGAAACCUGACAAUGAAAAUGAUACUAGUGGAACUCCAGGCUAUAUGGCUCCAGAAGUCAUGUGCAGAUAAGCCCAUGGAGUAGCAUCAGAUUACUUUGCAGUUGGAGUCAUUGCUUACGAAUGCAUGUUCGGAAAAGUAACUAUUUUUAGUUCUAUGUAGAGACCUUACAUAGGAAAAACAAGAAGGGAAAUUAGAGACUAAAUUCUAGCUAAAUAAGUUCUAGUUAAAUUAAAUUAACUACCAGAUGGGUGGUCAGAAGAAUCAGCUGAUUUUAUUAAUAGAGCACUCUAAAGAAAACCUAGCAAUCGACUGGGAGCUAAUGGUCCAGAAGAAGUUUAAACUCAUCCUUGGUUCAAGGACAUUGAUUGGACUACCUUCUUUAAUUAAACUGCUGCUACCCCUUAUUAAAUUAAUGUAAUGUUCAUUUUACAUACUUUAGUGCAACCACGAUAAUUUUGAUGCUAAAUUUGCUAACAUGAAAGAGGAAGAAGACGAUCAAUAAAUUCAAUAAAAUGGCAUCAUGCUAAGGAGACAAUCUAUUUAAGAACUUUUUAAUGGAUAUACAUUUGACCAGACUAUUACUCAAAUUCCUUUGUAAGGUAAUUCUGCCACUAAACCAACAAUACCUCAUUUGAAUACAUAACAACUCACUUCGGCAAGAAGAACCAAUCAUGAAGAUACUAAUCCUUAAUUAUCACAGAUGUCAUCAAAAAAAUAUAAUUUGGUUUCCUCUACUCCAAGAUUGCAAACCAAAUCAAUGUCUUCUAGUUAAAAGCCAUAAACAGAUAGAAGUCAUUUUUCAAAUAAAUUCUAAUUUAAUUGA